UCUUCCCUGAAAAACAAACUGCAAUGACGUCAAAUAUUAAAACGCUCUUCGGUCAUUGUCAUUUUCAGUUUAAAAGGUAAAGCCGUGCCACGCUUUGUCUUUUGACUGAUCUUGUCGCUCCUGAUCCUCAAACAUGCGUGAAAUAAUCUCAGUCCAUGCUGGUCAAGCUGGGGUCCAGAUUGGCAAUGCCUGUUGGGAGCUGUACUGUCUAGAACACGGUAUUCAGCCUGAUGGACUAAUGCCAUCUGACAAGACUCUUUGUGGAGGAGAUGACUCGUUCAACACGUUUUUCAGUGAGACGGGAGCAGGCAAGCACGUGCCAAGGGCUAUCUUCAUUGACCUCGAACCGACGGUGGUUGACGAAGUGCGAACAGGUACAUAUCGCCAGCUCUUCCAUCCUGAACAGCUGAUUACAGGUAAAGAAGAUGCUGCAAACAAUUAUGCGCGAGGCCACUACACCGUCGGGAAGGAGCUGAUAGACCUGGUACUGGAUCGUAUCAGGAAGUUGGCGGACAUGUGUACAGGUCUUCAGGGUUUCCUCGUUUUCCACAGUUUUGGGGGAGGGACUGGAUCUGGUUUCGUUUCUCUCCUCAUGGAACGCCUUUCCGUGGACUACGGCAAAAAGACUAAACUGCAGCUUUCUGUGUACCCUGCUCCCCAGGUAGCAACUGCUGUAGUGGAGCCGUACAACGCUAUUCUAUCCACACACACUACACUCGAACACUCCGACUGCGCCUUCAUGGUAGACAACGAGGCCAUCUACGACGUCUGCCGUCGCAACCUGGACAUCGAGCGUCCUACUUACACCAACCUCAACCGCAUCGUUAGCCAGAUUGUCUCCUCCGUCACUGCGUCCUUGCGUUUCGACGGCGCCCUCAACGUCGACUUGAUCGAGUUCCAGACCAACCUUGUGCCGUACCCCCGCAUCCACUUUCCUCUCGCGUGUUUUGCCCCCAUCAUCUCUGCAGAGAAGGCCUACCACGAACAGCUGACUGUUGCUGAGAUCACCAACGCCAGCUUCGAGCCGGCCAACCAGUUGGUGAAGUGCGACCCACGCCACGGCAAGUACAUGGCCUGCUGCAUGCUGUACCGCGGUGACGUCGUUCCCAAAGAUGUCAACGCCGCCAUUGCCUGUAUUAAGACCAAGCGCACCAUUCAAUUUGUAGACUGGUGUCCUACGGGUUUCAAGGUGGGCAUUAACUACCAGCCACCCACGACGGUACCAGGAGGAGACCUGGCUAAGGUGCAGCGUGCUGUGUGUAUGCUGAGCAACACCACCGCCAUUGCCGAGGCCUGGGCCCGCCUGGACCACAAGUUCGACCUGAUGUACGCCAAACGGGCCUUCGUGCACUGGUACGUGGGGGAAGGCAUGGAGGAGGGCGAGUUCGCCGAGGCACGUGAAGAUAUGGCGGCCCUGGAGAAAGACUACGAGGAGGUCGGCCUCGACUCGGUAGUUGGCGAGGAAGAAGGGGAAGAAGCUUAAUAAUAUAAGAGAAGACCUUUUUGUAACUUUUUCCUAAAGUUCACAUUCCGGUCUGACACAAAUAUCUCUGGGUUUAGACAUCGAGAAGUGUAGUUUCACUGCUCUUACAGGAUAACGAGGGAAAUCUGAUUUUUCAUUUCAUGACAAUUUUCAACCUAAUUACGGACAAGAAUCUUCUGUACAACCUUAUCUACCGGUAGUAUUCAGUAAGGGUAGACUGUGUGACUGCACUUUCCUUAGACACUUUGAUUAGAAAUUUUCAUUUUGCUGGAAUAAAAUAGUUUGCUCUAUUUUGUAA
Molecule: messenger RNA, 1781 nt
Organism: Pomacea canaliculata
Lineage: Eukaryota; Metazoa; Mollusca; Gastropoda; Architaenioglossa; Ampullariidae
Product: tubulin alpha-1C chain-like
Exons: 6
Coding region: 134-1483 (449 amino acids)
Biological process (GO): microtubule cytoskeleton organization; mitotic cell cycle
Cellular component (GO): cytoplasm; microtubule
Molecular function (GO): structural constituent of cytoskeleton; GTP binding
Source: RefSeq, a predicted model, not a curated record